CCAGGAAGCUUCACAAGCUGCGCAUCCAGGAUGACUUUCUGCUGAUUUAAAAUGAUCAAUAAUCCUCCGACCAAGAGAGCCCAAGGAAUCUGCGCUCCAGCAAAUCCCCUUUUUUUGCAAUAAGAAUCCAGGAUGAGAAUAAUCAAGGCAGUGACUCUCCUGCUGAUUGCAGCUUGUGGUGUUUCUGUUCUCCAUCUGUGGAAAGUUGUCUUUACCAAUUAUGCAACCGACCACCAUCUCAUUAAAAAGGAUACCAUCAAAAAGAGCCCACCCACCAGUAAGAACUCCAACUCGUAUUCCAGUCCAAAAUGUGAACAAAAUAUGUCUGCUGCCAGCAUCACCGACUUCAGCUCGCUUCCUGUCGCCAUCCAGGAGUUUCUUUACUAUCGCCACUGUCGCCAUUUCCCCAUGCUCCUAGAUGUUCCUGAUAAAUGUGGACAAGCUGACAGAUCUUCAAAUGUUUUCCUUCUGCUGGUCAUCAAAAGUUCCCCAGCCAACUAUGAGAGACGAGAGGUGCUACGCAAAACCUGGGCUAAAGAGAGACUACACAAUGGCAUGUGGAUCCGGCGGACCUUCAUCAUGGGGACUACUGCUGUUGGUUUUGAAAAGGAGAGACUCAACAUGGUGCUGGAGCUGGAACAACAGGACCACAAUGACAUUCUCCAGUGGGACUUUAAUGACUCUUUGUACAACCUAACCUUGAAGCAGAUUCUGUUCCUGGAAUGGAUGGAAAGAAACUGCCCUAAUGUACGCUUUCUCCUGAAUGGUGACGAUGACGUCUUUGCCCACACGGACAACAUGGUGGAAUAUCUCCUAACCCUGGAGGAUAAUAAUGGAAGUAAACACCUCUUUGCAGGAUAUGUGUUCCAGGACACCAAACCAGUUCGAUGGUCAAAGAGCAAAUACUUUAUUCCAGUUCAGGUGCAGGAGUCAGAUGUUUACCCUCCCUACUGUGGAGGUGGUGGCUUCCUCAUGUCUGGCUAUACAGCUUUGGUCAUAUACAAUAUGUCACACUCAAUUGCCAUUCAUCCUAUUGAUGACGCUUACAUGGGAAUGUGUUUGGCUAAAGCAGGACUUGCACCUAUUUCCCAUAUUGGUUUCAGGACCCUUGGACUGGAAAUUCCAUCUAAAAGAAUGGACACACAGGACCCCUGCUUUUAUGUAGACCUCUUAUUAGUGCACAGAUUCCUUCCUGUCCAGAUCUUUCUCAUGUGGCAUAGAAUACAUGAGCCUAAUCUAAAAUGUGGUGUCAAUCGGCACUGUUUCAGGAGGAAAGGGUUUAGAUUUUAGACUUUAAUGGUUUUUGGUAUUUAUUUGGGGGUGUUGCAUAUAGUUGAGUACUGGACUGUCAAUGUUAGUCAAUGAUGACAGUGCUCUGUGAAUUUCUAGAAUAUAGAGUAUAAGGUAAGUCCCAUCGUUACCGUGUCAAGGUACGUUUGACUACCAACAGUCCAGUGGUGGAUUCCAGCUUGCCUAAGAUUUAGUUUUGAUAACCAGUAAAAUUCUAACUGAAAAGUUAACUGUGAUAACGCAAAAACAAUAACCCACUAAAACAUGUAGCUGUAGAUGCUGAUUUCAAUUUGUUUAUUUUCAUUUACAGUAUAUAGUGCCAAAUCACAACAAGGUUGCCUCAAGGCGCUUCACACAAAUAAGGUCUAGCCUUACCAACCCCA
Molecule: messenger RNA, 1673 nt
Organism: Thalassophryne amazonica
Lineage: Eukaryota; Metazoa; Chordata; Actinopteri; Batrachoidiformes; Batrachoididae
Product: N-acetyllactosaminide beta-1,3-N-acetylglucosaminyltransferase 3-like
Exons: 2
Coding region: 133-1290 (385 amino acids)
Cellular component (GO): membrane
Molecular function (GO): hexosyltransferase activity
Source: RefSeq, a predicted model, not a curated record